AUGGAGAACAGAUCUGAAGUGAAUGAGUUCAUCCUUGUAGGAUUAACAAAUGCCCCAGAGCUUCAGGUUCCUCUCUUCAUAAUGUUCACCCUCAUCUAUUUCAUCACUCUGGUAGGGAACCUGGGGUUGGUAGCUCUGAUCUCCUGGGAUUCCCAUCUCCACACCCCCAUGUACUUUUUCCUCAGUAACCUCUCUCUGGUGGAUUUUGGCUACUCCUCUGCUGUUACUCCAAAGGUGAUGGUUGGACUCCUCAAAGGAGACAAGAUCAUCUCUUAUAAUGGAUGUGCUACCCAGUUGUUCUUUGUUGGAGCCUUUGCUACUACAGAAAGUUUCCUCUUAGCCUCCAUGGCCUAUGAUCGCCAUGCAGCUGUGUGUAAGCCCCUACAUUAUACCACUAUCAUGACUUCAACAGUAUGUGCAUAUCUGGCCAGUGGGGCUUACAUCUGUGGCUUUCUGACCUCCUCCAUAAUUAUAGGAAACACCUUUAGCCUUCCCUUCUGUGGGUCCAACAUAAUCCAUCAUUUUUUCUGUGAUAUCCCCCCUCUCCUAAUUCUCUCUUGCUCUGAUGUUCACUUCAUUGAGUCAAUUUUCUUCAUCGUGGGGUCAUUCACUGCUUUUUUCCCAUUUCUUGUCAUUUUUACAUCUUACUUGUUAAUCUUCAUCACCAUUCUGAAGAUCCACUCUUCAGAAGGCCGACAGAAAGCCUUCUCUACCUGUGGUUCCCAUCUCACAGCAGUGUCAAUAUUUUAUGGCACCAUCAUCUUCAUGUACUUCCAGCCCAGCUCAAGCCAUUCGAUGGACUCAGACAAGAUGGCAUCAGUGUUCUACACUGUGGUCAUCCCCAUGUUGAAUCCUCUUGUCUAUAGUCUGAGGAACAAAGAAGUCAAGAAUUCUUUUUGGAAAGUUGUGGGGGGACAAAGACUUCAGUUAGAUCAUUCUUUUUCUUAA
Messenger RNA from Gracilinanus agilis (Agile Gracile Mouse Opossum), 948 nucleotides. Its product is annotated as olfactory receptor 5B2-like. NCBI's taxonomy places the organism in Eukaryota, Metazoa, Chordata, Mammalia, Didelphimorphia, Didelphidae. The transcript has a single exon. Gene Ontology annotation, molecular function: olfactory receptor activity; G protein-coupled receptor activity; odorant binding. Gene Ontology annotation, cellular component: membrane. Gene Ontology annotation, biological process: G protein-coupled receptor signaling pathway; sensory perception of smell. Bases 1 to 948 code for a protein of 315 amino acids. The record is from RefSeq and is a predicted model, not a curated record.